Prorocentrum cordatum is the source of this 1540-nucleotide messenger RNA. Lineage: Eukaryota; Dinophyceae; Prorocentrales; Prorocentraceae. The record is from the annotation of a GenBank genome assembly.
CGCCAACGUCGUCGCGCCGCCUUGGGCGGAGCGGCGCAGGAGGAGGCGCCGGCGCGGAGCCCGUCGAAGUCCUUGCCAGCCAGGGCGAGGCAGCUGCAGCGGACGCGGCGAUGGACGACGCGCUGGAAGCGGCCUCGGUUGCGGAUCUGGUGGGCCCCGAUGGCCAUGGCGACCGCUCUGCCUCGGGCUUCAGCCGCGAGAAGAUCCGCAGCGCCAUCGCAGCAGCCCGCGCCGAGGCAGGAGGCGACCGCCGCAGUGACAGCGGCGGGGUCAGCAAGAAGAAAUGGCAGCGGCUGCGCGCCCGCGCCCCUGCGGCCAGCCCGAGGCGCAAGGACACGUUCGAGAUCAUGGCGGUCAACGGGUCUGGCUGGGGCCCGCUCGCCCAGCUCUGGCAGGAGGAGGAGGCUGGCGCUGGGUUCGUGGAGAGCCAUCGCGCGGGCGCGUGGCUCGCCCAGGAGACGCGCGCGGGGGUGAAGGCCGGAGGCGCCCGCGCGGCUUCUGGCGGCGUCGGGGUCGCCGUCCACGCCGCGCGCGGCCCGGCCAGCGCCGGCACGGCGGGCGGCAACCGCGUGACUUUCAGCGACGGGCGCGGCAUCGUCGCGGUGGCGGGCACGGUCCGCCGCGGCGGCCUCGCCCUCGGCAGCAUCUGCCUCGCCGACGACACGGCGGGGGUGGCAUCCCAGUGGGCCCUCGUCGAGAUCGGCGACGCGCUGGUGUCCCAGGGCAGGCCGCGGGUCCUCGGCGGCGGCUUCAACGCCGCGCCUGACGCCCUCAAGGCGAAGGCGGGCUGGUGGCAGGAGGCCGCGCAGGGCGCCAUCGCGCAGUCGGACGAGGGCGAGACCUGCUUCCCGGCGCGGCGCGACGCCAUCGCGGGCGACGAGGCGCUGCAGGCCGAGGCGUCCGAGAGCGAGGACACCCGCUACACCAGGGCGCUAAUCCCCGACCGGGCGGCCGCCCUCCCGCCGCCGCUGGAGACCGAGGAGGCGCGGUGGAGCAGCGGCCACGGCUGCGCGGCCUUGGCGCGCGCCAGCUCGGCGAUGCGCGGCGCGGCGGGGUCCGGCCCGCGGCGCAGCGCGCGGCGCCUGGGCGCGAGCGCGGGCGAUGUCCUGGCCGCGGCCCGCGCCCUGCGCUGGGGCCUGCUAGGCGCGGACGGCGUCUUCGAGAUCAGGACGGACUGCGAGCUGCUCGUGGCGGGCUUCGCCGCGGGCAAGGCCUGGCGCUGUGCGCGGGGCCGCCCGCGCCUGGAGGUGCGACGCGAGUUCUGGCAGGCCGUGGGCGGCUUCGGCGGCCGGCAGCACGCGCGGGCCACCAAGGGCAACCGCGCCGCGGACGGCUUCGCCAAGAAGGGCGCGUGGCCCCGCCGCGCGCGGGGGGCGGCGGCGGGGCGCGUCGAGCUGGCCGACGCGGUCGCGGCGGCGACGGCCCGCUUGUUCGGCGAGGCGCUGCAGCUGGGGAGCGCCGCCCUCGCGCGGCCGACGGCGCGGGCGCGGGCGCGGCGGAAUCCACUUGCUGCGGGCGCGGAUGCUGGCGGCGGGGCGCC